AUGGUGAACAGUCAGUUUAUUGCCGAAAAGGAGCGUCUCCUAGAUCACCACCACGUGUUGCUGAUAACGACUGGCAGCGUAGCAUCUAUCAAAGCUCCUCUCAUUGUCGCAGAGCUUCUCCAAUACCAGAAUGUCAGAGUAGAAGUGGUCGCGACGAAAGAGUCACUUGCGUUUUACAACCGUGCGGACGUGGUCAAGGCAGGUGGACGCGUGUGGAUGGAUGAGGACGAGUGGUCAGGGUCAUACAAGAUCGGAGAUCCAAUCCUGCAUAUCGAGUUGAGGAGAUGGGCUGACAUUGUCCUGGUUGCUCCCUGCUCGGCAAAUACGCUCUCAAAAAUUGCACACGGACUCUGCGACAACCUCGCAACCUCGCUGCUUCGUGCGCUGGCACCUACGACGCCGACUUACAUAUUCCCAGCGAUGAACACCCUUAUGUACGAGCAUCCGCUCACAGCAGAACAUGUGCGCGUUGUGCGGGACAUUGUGCGGUACCAAGUUGUUGGGCCGAUUGGAAAGAAUCUUGCGUGUGGGGACAUCGGACUGGGUGCCAUGACAGAAUGGCGCGAUAUCGUGAAGAUAGUGGUGGAUCAAAUGAAACUCAUCCACAAAGAAGACAAAUGA
Molecule: messenger RNA, 621 nt
Organism: Suillus clintonianus
Lineage: Eukaryota; Fungi; Basidiomycota; Agaricomycetes; Boletales; Suillaceae
Product: flavoprotein
Exons: 5
Coding region: 1-621 (206 amino acids)
Biological process (GO): coenzyme A biosynthetic process
Cellular component (GO): phosphopantothenoylcysteine decarboxylase complex
Molecular function (GO): phosphopantothenoylcysteine decarboxylase activity; FMN binding
Source: RefSeq, a predicted model, not a curated record